AUGUCCAAUCCCCGAACCAGCGCCCCCGACUUCUUGCACAAUGACGUAGAGAGCGUGGUCCCCUCUCUGCCCUCCCUUCCCCAGAGCCCCAUCGGAGAGAAGAUGAUGGACAGCAUCGGUGACCUCAGGAGUAGCCCUGAAGCUAUCCCAGAGGAGGACAUGCCGCAUGUCCCCGACACCAUAUCCUUGGCCGAUGCGGCUUCUAUGACGACCUCUCAGUACGAUGCCCUCAUACAUGAAGAGCUCGAACACUUAUGGAUACUCAAUUUGUCUAUGCACUUCCGAGACAAAUCUAAACGAGAGAAAUUCUUCGUCACGUACCGGGAGAGAGACACGCUAUGGCGAAGAGUGACCAUUUCGUUGGAUUAUCGCAGUGCGCCAGAUAAUUCGCUCGAAAUGGACCUCCUUCACACGAAGUUUCAACGAGACAAGAGCGCCAAGAUCUACGAGGCAAUUCGGGAGAGCCUCGUCGACAUCCAAUUCUAUGACACUGUAACAAAUCUGAAGCUGCAAACCACAGAUGAGAUUCCCGGUCCAGACACCGUGGAUGAAUUUCUAUACGAGAUAAACGCGCUCAACCGUUUGCGCCAUUCUCAUAAUGUUAUUCGCUUUUACGGUGUCAUCGUGGACGACAAUGACGAUCAUGUCAAAGGUUUGCUCAUUGACUACGCAGAGCAGGGAGCUCUGAUCGAUGUCAUUUUCGACCACGAUCAUCAGCUGUCUUGGCCCAGGCGUGAGAGGUGGGCACGACAGAUUGUUGAAGGACUCUCAGAAAUCCAUGAGGCUGGAUUUGUCCAAGGAGACUUUACGCUCUCCAACAUCGUAAUUGACGAUGACGACAACGCAAAAAUCAUAGACAUCAACAGAAGAGGCUGCCCAGUGGGCUGGGAGCCUCCGGAGGCGACUCCACUUAUUGAAAGCAACCAACGUAUCUCAAUGUACAUCGGUGUGAAAUCCGAUCUCUAUCAAUUGGGCAUGGUUCUUUGGGCGCUCGCGGCACAGGAAGACGAGCCCGAGUCUCAUGGCCGACCCCUUCAGCUCGGCACUGAGCUCGAGGUUCCGCAGUGGUACCGCACCGUCGUCGAGACUUGCCUGGCUGAAGACCCGCGGGUAAGAGCUCAGGCUUUCUACCUGCUUGGCAUGUUUCCAGAUCCACAAGAGACGGAUGCGGACUGGGCUCGGCGCAACCCGCCGUCCAUCUCUGUCGAUGAUGGCUUCUCGGUGCAGGAGUACUUUGUGGAAGGCUAUUCCAAGUUCGGCCGCCCACGGAUCAGGACUAUCCAGCCACACGACUGGUCUUAUGUGAGCGAGAUGUCUCAUACGCCGAUCGCCACCCAGUCCACUACCAAGCAACGUUGA
This is a messenger RNA of Phaeoacremonium minimum UCRPA7, 1359 nucleotides long. RefSeq names its product putative protein kinase domain-containing protein. Lineage: Eukaryota; Fungi; Ascomycota; Sordariomycetes; Togniniales; Togniniaceae. The record is from RefSeq and is a predicted model, not a curated record. Bases 1 to 1359 code for a protein of 452 amino acids. Gene Ontology annotation, molecular function: protein kinase activity; ATP binding. Gene Ontology annotation, biological process: protein phosphorylation. The transcript is spliced from 3 exons.